CCGGAUCCCCUCCCCACCGAAAGCUUGCACCGAAGCGACCCGCUCUCCCCCCUGUCCCGCGGCGAUUGCGUGAACCCAAACGCGUGGGGCGGGGCGGAGCAAUGGAGCUCCCAAGCACAUGGAGCUAGGAGGUGAUGGCAGCGCCCUUUGUGGUGAAACGCAGCUGGCAAGCGCAGGCAGAGCUUCAUCAACACUGGCCAAGCUUGGACCUCACAAGGGUUUGUUUGGUCGGCUGCGCGGUGGAUGCGGCUCUUUCGGUGGUGUCUUACCCUUUGUGGCACCUCAAAACCAGGGAGCAGGUCUUAGGUUCCAGUUGCCUACAACAUGGCCGAGAACUCAUCAAACACUUGGGGCUCCGUGGUAUGUAUCGCGGGGGACUCUUCGGCACGUUGGCGCUCCUGCCCGGACAUUGCUUGUGGUACAUGGCCUAUGAAGGGUCCAAGUGGCACUUGACGCCGCGCCUGCCCGCGCGCAUGGCGCCGGCCGCCGCCGCUGCGCUGGCGGAAUGCUGUUGGGUCGUCUCUUCGAUGCCGGUGGAGAAUGUGGUGGUCCGGCUCCAGUGCCGUCCUGCAAGGGCUCCGCCACUGCAUUGGGGCGCCUCUCUUCUCGAGUUGCGGGCGCUCUACCAGGAAGGUGGCCUCAGACGCUGGUGGAACGGCAGUGUGUUGGGCUUGGCCGCUUCGCUCCCGCAGUCAGCCUUGUGGUGGAUGGUCUACGAGAACUCAAAGUCGUUCCUUCUUCCGCACCCUCCGACCGGUGAGCAGGACUUGACCAAGCAGAGCGUUGCGGCGGCGGGGGCGGCCGUAGCGGCCUCCUGUGCAAGCACGUUCAUCCUAAAUCCGCUGGACGUGGUGAAGAGCCAGAUUCAGGCAUCUUCCGGAAAGGCGCAAGCCACUCAAGCACAAGCUGCGCACUUCCGCCAGCCUGUGAAGGCCUUAUUCCUCCGAGGCCUCGUGCCCAGGCUCCUGCUCUCUGCCAUCUCCGGGAUCUCAGAGUCCAUGAGCUACGAGGCCAUUAUGCACCUGGCAAAGCCCGGGACCUUUGCAGAAGUUCGAUGAGGCGGAAGGUGGGAAGCGUCAGCGGAACGCAGGAAAAAGGAGCCGAGAAUGGCCCCCGGCGCGCCUUGGGAAGGGGAACACCAGGUCUCAGCGGUGUGACCUGACCUGAUUUACUACCGAACAUAAACAGAACAGACGACCAGGGCAUACCAGGGCUCCAUGUUGGUUAACUCGCAGUCAUCUCAGGAUCUCAAAGAGACUCUUUUGAGGGGUGGAUUUCUUCUUCCCACCUUUUCUCGGUCUCCAUCCUCGCGAAGCGAAGCGAGGCCGCGAGGUCUCCACCAAGUCCUGUGGUUCCUCUUUUGGCUGUGGAGCGACAAAGUCCAGCUUCGGUGGGUUUUGGGUUCAGGGUUUCCUGGUGAUCAUCAUACUACUCAUGUCCGACCAGCAAGGCUUCUGGACGUCGUGGUUAUUGGGUGCAUGAUGGGUGGCAUUCUGUGUGUGAGUGAAUCUCAAUUUCUGGUGUUCGGUUCUAAUCUCAUCUCAUCUUCUAUGCGCUGAUAGACAUCAAAUACCCAAUGCAGAUGUUCAACCUAGGGAUCAGCCAUGCCAAAGCGUUCAUCGUUUUCCCCAUGUCUCCAACACAUUCCAACACAUACGUGUAGCCGAAACCAACGUAUGACUCCAGCAAACUGAUUCUGGAGGUCACCAGCUGUGCUGGAGGUCACCCAGCUGCUGGGUGUUGUCUUUUUGAUCGCUUACUUUGAGUACCCCACCGCAGGUCUGCGGGACGCGCGCUCACCUCCACCUUCGACCUUUGAGGACCACCGACAUAAGUGACAGGUGGUGCAGCA
Durusdinium trenchii is the source of this 1852-nucleotide messenger RNA. NCBI's taxonomy places the organism in Eukaryota, Dinophyceae, Suessiales, Symbiodiniaceae. The record is from the annotation of a GenBank genome assembly.